UCAAUAUCAUAUCAAAGUUUCUCAAAUCUUUUUUUCACUUUUGAUAUUCUUUUAACCGUUUAAAACUUAGUCUUUAACAAUGGAGUUGGAUCUUUCACCGAGGUUGCCAAAGAAGGUGUACGGAGGAGACGGUGGUUCGUACUUUGCAUGGUGCCCUGAAGAGUUGUCAAUGCUCCGAGAUGGUAACAUUGGAGCCGCUAAGCUCGCUCUUGAGAAGUAUGGCUUGGCUCUUCCUCGCUACUCUGAUUCUCCUAAGGUCGCUUAUGUUCUUCAAGGAGCUGGAACAGCUGGAAUCGUGCUCCCUGAGAAAGAGGAGAAAGUGAUAGCAAUCAAAAAAGGAGACUCCAUAGCUUUACCUUUUGGUGUAGUGACAUGGUGGUUCAACAAUGAGGACACUGAGCUAGUCGUUCUCUUCCUCGGUGAGACUCACAAGGGUCACAAAGCAGGACAGUUCACAGACUUUUACCUAACCGGAUCCAAUGGAAUCUUCACUGGAUUCUCAACUGAGUUUGUUGGCAGAGCUUGGGAUCUUGAUGAGUCCACCGUGAAGAAGCUUGUUGGUUCUCAGACCGGUAAUGGAAUCGUGAAGGUUGAUGCGAGCUUGAAGAUGCCUGCACCAAAGAAAGGUGAUCGUGAUGGGUUUGUGUUGAAUUGUUUGGAGGCUCCUCUUGAUGUUGACAUUAAGGAUGGAGGAAGAGUUGUUGUGUUGAACACAAAGAAUCUUCCUUUGGUUGGUGAAGUUGGUUUUGGAGCUGAUCUUGUGAGAAUCGAUGGACAUUCUAUGUGUUCUCCUGGAUUCUCUUGUGACUCGGCUCUUCAAGUUACUUACAUUGUUGGUGGAAGUGGUCGUGUUCAGAUUGUUGGUGCUGAUGGGAAGAGAGUUCUUGAGACUCAUGUGAAAGCUGGUGCUUUGUUCAUUGUUCCUAGGUUCUUUGUUGUCUCCAAGAUUGCUGAUUCUGAUGGCUUGUCUUGGUUCUCCAUUGUGACCACUCCUGAUCCCAUUUUCACGCAUUUGGCCGGUAGGACAUCGGUGUGGAAGGCGUUGUCGCCGGAGGUUUUGCAGGCGGCGUUCAAGGUGGAUCCGGAGGUGGAGAAGGCUUUCCGAUCUAAGAGGACCUCUGAUGCCAUUUUCUUCCCUCCUUCCAAGUAGAUAAAUGAAAGAAAGGAGAAGUGUUACCGGUUUAGUUACUUUUAUUGUUUAAGCAAGUGUUGUGGUUAUUAUUUUCUUUGGGUGUUUUUUUUGGUUUUUAUGAAC
This is a messenger RNA of Arabidopsis lyrata subsp. lyrata, 1255 nucleotides long. RefSeq names its product glutelin type-B 5. The transcript has 3 exons. The record is from RefSeq and is a predicted model, not a curated record. Gene Ontology annotation, molecular function: nutrient reservoir activity. NCBI's taxonomy places the organism in Eukaryota, Viridiplantae, Streptophyta, Magnoliopsida, Brassicales, Brassicaceae. The coding region runs from base 80 to 1150 and encodes 356 amino acids.